This is a messenger RNA of Ipomoea nil (Japanese morning glory), 630 nucleotides long. Its product is annotated as sporamin B-like. The record is from RefSeq and is a predicted model, not a curated record. The coding region runs from base 1 to 630 and encodes 209 amino acids. The transcript has a single exon. NCBI's taxonomy places the organism in Eukaryota, Viridiplantae, Streptophyta, Magnoliopsida, Solanales, Convolvulaceae. Gene Ontology annotation, molecular function: endopeptidase inhibitor activity.
AUGAAAACCUUUUUACUCUUAUUCGCACUUUCACUCUAUCUUCUUCCCAACUCAACUCAUUCUACGCGCAAUAAUAUUAAUCCCAUCCGCCUUCCCAGUCCACCGUAUGAGCCUCCGGUGCGGGACACCAACGGAGACGAGGUCCGGACCGGCGGAGUUUACUACAUAGUCUCCGCUACCUCGGAAACCCCGGAGAAAGUGGGGUUUGGUUGGUACAAUGACACCAAUACCAGAUGCCCAACCAACGUGGUCCUAUGGAAAAGUGAAUUCGGCAUCGCGGUUAGCAUCGCGCCGGCGUACCCGCCGGAAGCCACCGAUGUCUGGGUAAGGAUUCCCGUGAAUUUGAAAUUCUACACUCCGGUUGUCCCACCGUGUGACCAAAUAUUAACUUGGGAUGCUGAGUACGACUCGGAAUCCGAUCUAGGUUUGGUGAAGACCGGAGAUAAUGACUCACCAUACCCUUUCAUACUUUACCCAGCCCCAGCGCCCAACACUUACGAAAUCAUUUACUGUGGGUUCCUGAUGUGCAAGCCCGUUAGCACAUACUACGACAAGUCUAUUGGAGAGACGCGUUUGUUUGUGGGUGAUGAUCGCUCUCCCUUAAUUGUUCAGUUUCAGUUCGUGCAGUGA